Messenger RNA from Panthera uncia (snow leopard), 1371 nucleotides. RefSeq names its product testis expressed 44 (gene TEX44). The transcript has a single exon. NCBI's taxonomy places the organism in Eukaryota, Metazoa, Chordata, Mammalia, Carnivora, Felidae. Bases 42 to 1226 code for a protein of 394 amino acids. The record is from RefSeq and is a predicted model, not a curated record.
GUGGCCACUCCCUCAACCAGCACAAGUGACAGAGGGCCUAGAUGACCACCGCACCCUCGGGGGAGGCCAGAGCUCCCAGCAUCCCCACACAUGGUGACAGCAGGCCCACGGACACUUCAACAGUGGGGUCCCAAAGUCAGGACCCCCUCCUUGCAGAUGUCCCAACAGCUAACGGUGCCACCGUAUCACCUGAACAGCAGGAUGUAGAUCAGGCCUCCACUGAGCAGGUCCCCUCCAAGUCCUCAUCAGAAUCUGGGAACAAGGACAAGCAUGAAGCUGCUGUAGGGGACAGCCAGGAGCCUAAGGAGGCCACGGCCCUGCUUGACCACCAGGCCUCAAACGCUCCACAAAUGCCCACGAGCUCCCAGGACCCAGCGUGGGAGGGACUGGUGCAAAAUGCAAGCAUGUCUCUGAGUCCUCAGACCUCCCAACGAGACCCCCUGGGGGAAGAAGAGACCCCACAAAUGUCGGGUACCCCGGACAGUGACCAAGAAUUAGCUCCAACUAUGGCAGCUGCUAAGGCACAGUUCCCCGGAAAGGACACUCAGCCCGCUGUGAGCUCUGCAGACUCGGGUGGUCAGGAGGACACUGAGACCACGGGCACCACCACCACCGCUGAAGGAGGGACUCUUGAGGGGGAACCUGAGGGUCUGGAGACCUUGAACUCUGACACCGAAGCUUCGACUACCGCUGAGUCCCAGGGAGGGACUGAGGGGGAUUUGGUGGGCGGCUCAGAAUAUCUGCAGGCUGAGCAGCUCCCGCCCACACGAGGAGGCAGUGCCCCCCCCUCGCCUGGCCCCCGCGAGGUGGCCCCGGGGAGGGGGCCCCUGGACGUCAGCCUUUAUAUGGCCAACGAGGACAACAGCUAUAUGCGCUCCAUGACCAGCCUGCUGGGCGGAGGUGAGGGGUCCAUCAGCUCCCUGGCGGAUAUCCUAGUGUGGUCUGAGACCACCAUGGGCAUGGCCACGGCCUUCCUGGCUUCUGGCCACAGCUCCGCGACAGACGUGCUGCAGAGCACCGGGCCCAGCCUGCGCUCCGUCUCCAGCAUCCUGGGGAGCACCUUCUCCUCUGGGCUGAUGACAGGGACUGGCUCGGCCCUGCGCUCUGUCACCCACAUCCUGGAGACGGUGGAGCAGAGGACUAUAGAGGGCAUCCGCUCGGCCAUGCGCUACCUGACCAGCCACCUCAGUCCACGCCGGGCCCCUGCCAGACCAGACCCUGACUAGAGGCUACGAAGGGAGCCCCGAAGGACCGGCUCAGCAACCUCCCGAGAGCCUGGGACCCGCAUGCCCCUGCUGCCUCGCCCACCCCUGCCCGGGCUGGCUCUCCCCAGAUCAGGCAAUAAAGCACUGGUGAGCGUUUCUUUUCUAA